This is a messenger RNA of Aegilops tauschii subsp. strangulata, 758 nucleotides long. The record is from RefSeq and is a predicted model, not a curated record. NCBI's taxonomy places the organism in Eukaryota, Viridiplantae, Streptophyta, Magnoliopsida, Poales, Poaceae.
AGAGACCCCAGUUCCAAACUGGUUCCCUCACACCACACCGCCCGCACUCCUCCUCGCGCCGCCCGCUCCCCUCCCCUCCCCUCCCCUCCCCUCCGUCUCCGUGCCUAGGGCCUCCGCCACCCGCACUCCUCCUCGCGCCAGCCCCAGCCCGCUCCCCUCCCCUCCCCUCCCCUCCGUGCCUAGGGGCUAGGGCCGUAGGUAGUAGGCUAACCGCUAGGCCCCCAAAACUUUCCAUACGGAGCGGAGACCGCGAUGGGCCUGGGCCUGGGCCUCCUGUCGCCGAAUCAAAUAGAGAGUUCCUUCUUCCCUCCCUCGCCCCUCCCUGCUUUCUUCUUCUCCUCCCCGCAGCGAGAGGCAGAGCCCCUCGCCCCUCCAAUUCCUCCUGCUCCCCCUCCGCCUGCAAUUUCUUCCGCCUGCCUUCUCCCAUGGCUUCUAAGCUUGACCUGUCGCCGACGGACGGGGUGCCGGAGGACAGCCCCCUCCCCGCAUCAUCCGACGACCGGGUCGCGAUUGGGUCGACUUCCGGGCCUGGACGUUCGACGGCCGCAGACCACGGCGCGCUUCUACCUCCUGCCGAGGGUUCUCUCCCCGACAUCACUAAGGCGAUCCAGGUUGGGGCGGCGAUCAUGAACGGCGAGGACGGGAUCACCUCCGUGCACGACGCUGCAGGCGGUGGUUUCAGCGGCGGCCAUCAGGCGGGGGCAGCGACGACGCGGCCUGGAGGCCUCACCACGAGGGCACGACGCCCUGUCACUUGA